Molecule: messenger RNA, 447 nt
Organism: Debaryomyces fabryi
Lineage: Eukaryota; Fungi; Ascomycota; Pichiomycetes; Serinales; Debaryomycetaceae
Exons: 1
Coding region: 1-447 (148 amino acids)
Biological process (GO): purine nucleobase metabolic process
Molecular function (GO): hydroxyisourate hydrolase activity
Source: RefSeq, a predicted model, not a curated record
AUGUCAGUAGAUCCAAUUACAUGUCAUAUACUAGAUACAAGUAUCGGUAGGCCUGCAGCUAAUGUUACUUGCUCCAUCUAUUACAUUUCACCUUUAACAAAGGACCCUAAUGAUGAAUCAGCUUACGAAGUUGUUGAUUCUAAACCGUUCGCUAUGGCAAAAACUGAUAAUGAUGGGAGAAUAAAAACUUGGGUUAAUGACCCAAAUCUUGAUGCUAAAGAAAAGUUAAGUAUUGGUAUAGAGGGUAACAGUUGGAACAAACUUACACCGGGUAUUUACAAAAUAAAAUUCUUAACUGGAAAGUACUUUCACAAUUUGAAAGAGAACAACAGAACGUUCUUUCCAUUCGUUGAAGUUGUGUUCGAAGUAACUAAUCCUCCUGAUAAACAUUACCAUAUUCCGUUAUUAUUAACCAAUCAUAGUUAUACUACAUAUCGUGGCAGUUAA